Messenger RNA from Trichomycterus rosablanca, 2498 nucleotides. RefSeq names its product F-box and WD repeat domain containing 9 (gene fbxw9). The transcript is spliced from 9 exons. NCBI's taxonomy places the organism in Eukaryota, Metazoa, Chordata, Actinopteri, Siluriformes, Trichomycteridae. Gene Ontology annotation, molecular function: protein binding. The record is from RefSeq and is a predicted model, not a curated record. Bases 246 to 1820 code for a protein of 524 amino acids.
AGUCAUGUUUCAGUGCCAGUUUAAUUAUAGCAAAUUGUAAUCCUAUUACAAAUAUGUGUUAUUUUACCUUGCUAUAAAAUAGAUAUUAAUAUCACUAAAAUAUAGUUGAUUUUAUUUUGCAUCCUGGAUGUUGGUGACUGAAGGAUAUAUGAGGUAAUGGUUACAGAUGGAUGAGCUGUGCAGUCAGUAACCUGGACUGGAAAAGUAUUGGUUCUUCUGGUCUGUAGUGGGUGGAGUGGAUGUGAAUGGCGCAGGUCAGAAUGCAGGAGGAUGAGAAGCAGAGAGAAAUAGCAGAGGAAGAAGAACAGAGUUUACACAGCAGCACAAUUCCUCACUCCAGUCAGCUAGGACUAAACCUAAGACCAUGCAGUUACGCUUUAGAGACAAACCCUUCACCCUUAGGUUUACUGUCUCUGCCGUGGGAGAUGGUUGCUAGAAUAGCCUCACACCUCUCCGCACAGUGCAUCCUCAAUGUCCUGCCUCAGGUGUGCAGAGCUCUGGGGCAGGUGGGAGAGGACGCCUCAGCCUGGCAGCUCCGGGCUCAUCGACUCACAGGCCCUCGGAGCUCGUUUCCCGUCUGUCCGAGGGAGAACUUUGACUGGUCCACAGCGUGCCUGGAAAUGGAGCAGCUCAUCGAGUGGUGGGUGAAGGAGGACGAGAAGGCGGAGACGGCGCACAGGGUGGAGCAGGAACGAGAGGUACAGGAGGAAAUGGAGCAGGACAGAGCUGACAGACCAAAUGGAGAAGGAGCGGAGGUGCUGGUGAACGGUGCAGCGCAUGAAGAUGUGGAGGAAAUGAGGCUAGAAGAAGAAGCUCAUGAAAGACCUGGAGAAGGAGAAGAACAAGGAAAUGAUGUAGUCCUCAUUAGAGAGGAAGGAGGAGAAAACGGUGCUGAAGAGGGUGGUCAAGAUGACAGCAGGACGAACUCUCUGGAGCACAUAACACUCUCAUCAGGCCACAUUGCUGACAUUAACGCCGUCUUGCUGGUUGGCGGCGAAGGCUUGGUGUGUGUCACUGGCUCCAGAGACCGUAACGUGAACCUGUGGGACGUACGCAGUGGGUCUAAUGGGGUUCUACUGAACACGCUCAAAGCCCGUGGUAACUUCAGCACGACACACCGUGGCUGGGUGUGGUGUCUCGCAGCCAGCGGUAAUCUCCUGGCCUCUGGCUCCUUCGACAGCUCUGUGAAACUGUGGGACCUACAGGCCGGAGGGGCAGAGAGGAUGGUGCUGAAGAGUCGUGCUGCCGUCCUCUGUCUCUCCUGUCAGCAACACAUGCUGUUUGCUGGAUCACAUGAUCAAAAAGUCAGCAUAUAUGAUACUAGAGCGACACAGCCACUGGUGAAGAGCCUUCGUCUCCAUGGUGAUGCCGUAUUGAGUCUGGCAUCUGAUGAACAAUACAUUCUGUCCGGCAGCAAAGACAACACGGUGGCUGUGUAUGACCGGCGAGCCGGGAAAGUCCUAACGAAAGUACAGCUGCAGUCUUAUUUGCUGUCCAUGUCGUACAGUGGACAUGAGGUGUGGGCAGGAGAUAACCACGGACUUCUCCACACUUUUUCCUUAAGCGAAGGUUCCUUAAAGCCUAUAGCCCAGUUCAACGUCGGCCACACUUCACUGGUGACAGGUGUCCAUCACUCACCUGGGACCCUCUACACAUGCUCCUCUGAUCGUACCAUAAAGGUUCACCUUCCCUGUGCGCCACCAAAAACUCUGUGUACACUUCAUUAUCAAGCAGGAUUAAACGGGUUGAGUGUGGAGGCUGAUGUGCUGGCGAUAGCCUCUGGUGAUAUAGACGUGGAUGUGUGGAGGCCCAAACACUGACAACUCUCAGCUAAGCAAUCACGUCAUGCUCUGCAGCAGCUUUUUGGAGAGCUGCCUUACCAAUUUAGCCAAAGUCACUCCAUUUCUAACUUUAUCCUUAUGUUUAUUAGUUGUUAAAAUACUAUGUUACAAAUGUCUUUUAGCUAAUUUAUGAUGAAGUAUCUAUUGCACCUUGAAUCUGCACAUGCACUAAAACCAGAGGUUUAGAGGCAGUGCUAAUUUAGCAAAAUAAUAAUAAUUUUGUUUCUUUCAGAUUCAGUGAUUAGUAAUAUAUGUAUAAAAAUGUACAAUGCCUUUGUCUGCUUUAUUUGUAAUGCAUGUGAUUAACAUGAACAAUAUUUCUGACGUAGCAUAUUUAAAAACUAAAUAUGGACACAGACUGGAUAUUAAAACUAAAACUCGAAUAUACCAUUCACAUUGUGGAUUUAUGCGCAAGCAUAUAUUAUUUGUUUAUCUGUUGUCUGUGUGUGUGUGCCUGCUCAUUAUAGUCAUUUUCAAUCAGUCAGUCAUAUGCCAGCGGCUCAGUGAAUAAAUUUAUACUUACAUCUGUCAAGAGCUGUAGGUCAUUUUGUGCCACAGUAUGAAGUGUUCUACAGCGAAGCAUGUGUUGUACUAACACUGAUUGACUGAAUAACUGACUUUAGGCUUCCAUUAAAAGUGAGUGCCAAGUAAACAUAA